AGACACCAGUCAUCAUACUCGAUUCAUAUUUGCAAGAUGAGCGACUGGAACUCUCUCCCGUAUAGCAUUGUGUUGGCUACAACGGCAGGUUUGAUCAGCUUCUUCCUCUAUUUUCACAAGGGUGAACAUCAUCUUCUUGCACCACUAUACCUGAAAGCGUUUGUCGUAGUGAACCUCGCCUCUACGGCUGCGCUCGUCUACUUUGGCAAUUCCACUAUCUGCAAUGCCUCAUUCAAUGUCGCCAUGGUGGCCGGAAGUUGGCUUCUGGGUGUGCUCGGAAGCUGUUUCAUCUGGCGAGCUUUCUUCAAUCCGUUGAACAAGUUUCCAGGUCCAUGGAUGGCCAGAAUCUCCAAAUUCUACAUGUCGUAUCUACUUCGUAACAUAGACGCUUACUACACUCUUACUGAAUUGCACGCCAAAUAUGGCCAAUACGUACGUUUGGGGCCCAACGAUUUGUCCAUCGUGGACCCGGACGCUAUACCAUUGGCCUAUGGACCGAAUGCCACAGUCACGAAAAGCGAGUGGUACGACGCAGGCGCGCCGCAUCACAGCAUGCACACAGUGCGUGAUAAAGCUGUCCAUGACCGCCGGCGUCGAUAUUGGGCACCAGCCUUCAGCGACAAAGCCCUGCGAGACUACGAAGGCAUCAUGCAGGAUUUCAAUGCGAAGCUUUUGAAAAGAAUAGACGAGUUCCAGGGUGGUCCAGUAAAUGUCACGAAAUGGUUCAAUCUGUAUAGCUUCGAUGUCAUGGGUCGUCUUGCUUUUGGAAAGGACUUCAGCAUGCUGGACUCUGGCGAAAGACACUGGGCAUUGAAGCUUUUGACAGACGCCAUGGCAACCGGAGCACUUCAACCGCCAAUGUGGGCAUUUAGAGUGGCCGUAGACAUCCCGUUCCUGACAGCGGGGUAUCAUAAAUUCAUUCAAUUCUGUACAGAUCAGACGGAAUGGAGAGUUGCUCGCGGAGACAAAGACGGGAACCGGGACAUCACGGGUUGGAUUCUGAAGGCAUAUGAAGGCCACGAGCACCCGGGACAAGAUCCCUACCUUGUUGGCGAUGCGAGAUUGAUAAUAGUGGCCGGUAGCGAUACUUCGGCUGCCACUUUGACUUACUUGUUCUACCACCUCGCAUUGGAUCCUUCUCAGACGGAGAAGCUCCGCGCAGAAUUGAAGCCGCUGGUCACUGAUGGAUGGAGCGACAAGGAUAUUCAGCACGCGAAACAUCUCAAUGCUGUCAUUAACGAGACUUUACGCCUUCACCCACCAGUGCCUUCUGGUGUGAGCCGUAAGACGGCAAAUGAGGGCUUGCAAAUUGGCGAUGUAUAUGUGCCUGGCAACGUGCACUUCGUUAUACCACAGUAUCCCAUGGGCAGAGACGAGUCGAUUUACGCUGAAGCAUCCUCCUUUGUUCCAGAACGCUGGUACUCGAAGCCUGGCAUGAUAAAGCAUGCUGAUGCUUUUGCUCCAUUCUCCAAAGGGCCUUACAACUGCAUUGGUGCCAAUCUUGCUCGUAUGGAGCUUCGCACUCUGAUAACCCAGCUAGUCAUGAAAUAUGAUGUUGCCUUCGCAGCUGGUGAAGACGGAACAAGAUUGUUGACGAAGACUCGAGAUCAUUUCACGCUGACACUCGGGCAGCUUGAUCUGGCAUUCACUCUUGCGAAACACUAGAUAGGAGCGAUGUAGUUGUAUGCAAAGCACGAACAUGCAGGCCAAUUUGCAGCAUGCCUAUGCGGCGAGAGAAGGUCGUAUUCCGAUGUCAACUCUCAGCUCGGCGAAUGCCCACGGGCUGACGAAACAAGCGGAGUUUUACAGCACCUGGCCUGCGUUAUCGGAGAAGGCGCACCAAGAUGCCGCUGGAAAAUGCUAACUCCGCUCCGAAGGCAGCAGGGAAUCCUCGGCCGAUAAAACAGACGCUGACACAUCUUACGCGUCACCUUAACGUAGCAUCGUAGAGAUGAACAUUAUUUAAU
This is a messenger RNA of Dissoconium aciculare CBS 342.82, 1967 nucleotides long. Its product is annotated as putative P450 monooxygenase. NCBI's taxonomy places the organism in Eukaryota, Fungi, Ascomycota, Dothideomycetes, Mycosphaerellales, Dissoconiaceae. The coding region runs from base 37 to 1665 and encodes 542 amino acids. The transcript has 3 exons. Gene Ontology annotation, molecular function: heme binding; oxidoreductase activity, acting on paired donors, with incorporation or reduction of molecular oxygen; iron ion binding. The record is from RefSeq and is a predicted model, not a curated record.